AUGCGCCGUGCAUUGGGCGAUAAUUUGGCCAUAUUCCUCGCAAGCUUGACCACACCGACGGAGCGGCUGCUGGAGAAAUUCGAAGUCGAGGUUUGGAUUGCUCGCAAUCGUCUCUAUGAGCGAGCUCAAGACCGCGGCCAAGUCACCGACCUCCGCUUUGAGCGCGCGGGCGUCUUUGUGUUGACUUUGCAAGCUGCGGAUGAGGCUGUGGAGCGCAGUGCAGGACGUGAAGGCGAAGCUUCGACGGCUAGAACGCCGGUUCCGACGGGACAUCAGCCCCAGCAAUGUAUUCGCCCAGCCUGCGGGGUGAAUUACGGCCCGCCAGUGCCCGGUUCAUGCAAUACGCAGCGCCUCUAUGACAUUGAUGAAAGGCUGACCAAGAUAGCCGAAAAAGCUGAGAAGCUCUUCAAUAUGAUGCACGCGCAGGCAUGCCUCACCAGUCAAUUCGACGACAGAUUGAAGAAGAUUGGUGAAGCCGUCGUAUCCAUUGAGAACGCCCUUAGUGUCGUUAGCGCGACUGUUGCCGAUGAUCAUAACAUUCUGGCAGCAAUCCGUCUUACGAUCAAUGACACUCGUGACUCCUCGGCUGCAGUCAAUGACACAAACGACCUGCAAGUAAUCAAAAAUACGGCCAACAACAUUCAAAGUGCCGUGGAGGCAGUUGCCAAUACGGUCAAUAGAACCCAAGCUGUUGUGAUAGCAAACGGCGACACCGUGAUUAACCUACAGCUCGGAUUGGCAGAAGUUACUCGCACUAUCACCAACACUCAGAAUGUUGCCGAAGCGGUUGAUAGGAAAGUCAACCAGACACACGAUGCCACGACAGCAGUCGUCAACACAGCUGACAACAUUAUGAGUGAUCUAGCGGCAGUCCGACAAACAGUCGUCCGUACCCAAGAUACUGUUUCAGCAGCGGAUAAUACGAUUAAUCAAACUUUAGCUGCAGUAUCAGCGGUGAACAACACGCUCGAUCAGACACGAGCUGCAGUGACGGCGAACCACAGUCUAGCCAACAAUAUAUUGGAUGGAUUGGAGGCAGUCACCUGUGUUGCCAUCAGUACACAGGAAGCUGUUACAACGACGGAGAGCAUUGUUGAUCAGAUGCAGCAUACGCUGGUGACCGUUAGCGGCACAGUUACUGAUGCCAAGGAUGCAUUAGUUACAAUGGGAAACACUGUCGAUGAAACCCGCCAGAAUAUGACAGGCGUCAAUCAUACAUUGAACAAUGCUCAGAAUACCAUAAGUACGAUUGAGCAGGCAAUCGCUCGCAGCAAUGACCAUGCUUUGCGAAAUCAGGUUGGGACCAGCGAUGUGAAUCGGACCGUUCGAGAGCUUCUCCUGGAAGUUCGGGCAGGGUAA
Messenger RNA from Colletotrichum abscissum, 1359 nucleotides. RefSeq lists its product as uncharacterized. Lineage: Eukaryota; Fungi; Ascomycota; Sordariomycetes; Glomerellales; Glomerellaceae. Bases 1 to 1359 code for a protein of 452 amino acids. The transcript is spliced from 4 exons. The record is from RefSeq and is a predicted model, not a curated record.